Molecule: messenger RNA, 2523 nt
Organism: Rotaria sp. Silwood2
Lineage: Eukaryota; Metazoa; Rotifera; Eurotatoria; Philodinida; Philodinidae
Source: the annotation of a GenBank genome assembly
AUGAACAAGUCUGUCAAAGAUCAAACUAAUAAUCUGACAAAAUCAGUAUUUUUAAGUUCAUCGAUCAUCGAACAAUUUCAUCAACAUGAACGUCGAUGUCAUCGUGGUUUUGAUUUACGUAUCUGGUUAAACAACGAAAAAAACUUAACAACAUAUACAUGUCUUUGUCCACCCAGUUUUUAUGGUAAUAUGUGUCAAUAUCAAAAUCAACGAGUAAGUUUGACUAUUCAGUUUCGAGCAUUAUCCGACUCUUGGUCAACAUUAUUUGCAAUAGUUAUUUCACUUAUUGAUGAUAGUGAUGAAAGCAUUAUUCAUUCCUCUGAACAAUUCACUUAUCUAUCGAUAAGGGAUUGUAAAAACAAAUUUAAUAUUUAUUUACUUUAUUCAACUCGACCAAAAAAUCAAACAAAAAAUUAUGCAAUACAUAUUGAUAUCUAUGAAAAAGUUUUGUUAUCUCAUCGAGGAAGUUUCUUGUAUCCAAUAAUAUUCCCAUUUUUACCUGUUUAUCGUGUAACAUAUAAAGUUGAUAUUCCACGAAAGAAUGAAAACAUGAAAAGUUGUUCGAACUCUCCAUGUAUUCAUGGAAAAUGUAUCAUGUAUUUAAAUAAUCAACAAAAUUCUAGUUUUUGUCAAUGUUAUCGAGGAUGGUCUGGACGAUAUUGCAUUUUUCCACAUACAUCCAUGUGUUCAUCCGAUUCAUUAUAUAUUGGUAUCUCGGCGCUCAAUCGAUCAGUAUGCAUUUGUCCUGUUAAUAAAUUUGGUUAUCGAUGUCUCCUCACCAAUACAAUCUGUGAAAUGGAUAAAAAUUUAACAUGUCAAAAUGGUGGUCAAUGCAUUCCCGCUAGUGCAUAUAUGAUAUCAGAUAAAAAUUUUAUAUGUAUUUGUCCAAAAGGUUAUACUGGUGAUCAAUGCGAAAUAGUUGAGAAAAAAAUUAUUCUCUCAUUUGAAAAUGAUAUCGUUUUAUCUCAAUCUAUAUUUAUUCAUUUCAUUCAAAUGAUCAAUAAUAAUCCAUCGAUGACAACAACUACUUUUCGAAUAAUUCCUUUUACACAACAAUUACUAACAAUUUACUGGUCACGACCGUUUCAUCUUAUUUUUAUUGAACUUCUUAAUAAAAUUUAUUAUUUAGCUGUUAUUGAAAAAAAUUAUGAGCGAUCAACAACUAUUACUAAAAUGAUAAGUUCAUCAAAUCGUUGUGCACAUAUAAAUGAAUUAUUUAAUGAAACAUUUGUUAAAAUGCAUAUUAUUCGCCGUAUUAAAUAUUAUCAUUUACCAUGUCAAAAUUAUUCAUCAAAUAUUUCUUGUUUUUAUGAUGAAAGUCAUAUUUGUCUAUGUUAUGAUUAUGGACAAAAACGUUUAGCAAAUUGUUUCGACUUUAAUCAUAAUAUGAAAUUCGAUUGUUUAGGUCAAAGUGUUUGUGAAAAUGAAGGUAAAUGUUUUCAAGAUGCUCCAGAUUGUCCACAGAAAUCCACGUGUAUUUGUCCAUCAUGUUUUUAUGGAAUACGAUGUCAAUUUAGUUCAAGUAGGUUUGGCUUAUCACUUGAUCCUAUCAUAGGUUAUCAUAUUCAACCACAUGCUAGUCUUAUGCAUCAACCGAAUAUUGUAAAAAUUACUUUAACAUUAACGAUAAUCUUUAUGAUAGUAGGAUUUACCAAUGGAAUUUUAGCUUUAAUUACAUUCAACAAUAAAACUAUAUGUGAAGUUGGUUGUGGUUUAUAUCUAUUAGGUUCAUCAAUUACUACUUUACUUACAACAAUUAUAUUUGGAUUGAAGUUUUGGAUACUUUUACUUGCACAAAUGGCACUUAUAAAUAAUAGACUCCUUUUACAAAUUCAAUGUUUAUCUCUUGAUUUUAUUUUGCGAGCUUGUCUUAAUAUAGAUCAAUGGUUAAAUGCUUGUGUGGCAAUGGAACGUGUAAUAACAAUUAUAAAAGCUACUCAUUUUCGUAAAGAAAAAAGUAGACAAAUAGCUAAAAGGGUGAUUGUUAUUCUGCCAAUUAUCGUUGUUAGUACAACAAUUUAUGAUCCUUUUUAUCGACGUUUAAUUGAUGAAGAAAAUGAAUAUGAUAAACGAAUAUGGUGUAUUAUUACUUAUCCGAAUAGUAUAAAAAUAUUUAAUUCUAUUAUACAUACUUUUUACUUUUUGGCUCCAUUUAUUAUUAAUCUGACAUCAGCUAUUAUGCUCAUAACAAAAACAACUCACCAAAAAUCGAAGCUUCAGACUCGUCAGCCUUAUCAUGAACAUUUAAGAGAACAAAUUCGUAAAUAUAAACAUCUAUUUACUGCUCCAGUUGUAUUAGUUAUUCUUGCAAUACCACGUUUAAUCCUUUUAUUCAUAUCCAAAUGUAUGAAAUCAACAGAUGAUGCAUGGUUAUUUCUUGUUGGUUAUUUUAUUUCAUUUAUUCCACCUAUGCUGACACUCGCAGUAUUUAUAGUGCCAUCUAAAUUUUACAAAAAGCAACUUCGACAAACUCUCACUGCGUAUCUAACUAAUAUACAACGUCAUUUUGAAUUCAUCAAAUAA